AAGAGAUACGGGAUGGAAGUAGAUGGUUUAGACUAUAUGUAUGUUAAAUAUGCCAGGGUUUGGAUCCCUGAUCCAGAGGAGGUCUGGAAGUCAGCAGAACUUCUCAAGGAUUAUAAACCUGGAGAUAAAGUUCUCCAGCUUCGACUUGAAGAGGGCAAGGACUUAGAAUAUUGCCUAGAUCCAAAGACCAAGGAACUCCCUCCCUUGCGAAACCCUGACAUACUUGUUGGUGAAAAUGACCUCACAGCACUGAGUUAUCUCCAUGAACCUGCUGUUUUACACAACCUCAAAGUUCGGUUUAUAGACUCUAAACUAAUUUAUACCUAUUGUGGUAUUGUCUUAGUGGCCAUAAAUCCUUAUGAACAACUGCCUAUCUAUGGCGAAGAUAUCAUCAAUGCCUACAGUGGCCAAAAUAUGGGGGAUAUGGAUCCGCAUAUCUUCGCAGUGGCUGAAGAAGCAUAUAAACAGAUGGCCAGAGAUGAGCGGAAUCAGUCAAUCAUUGUAAGUGGAGAAUCUGGAGCAGGAAAGACGGUCUCUGCCAAGUAUGCCAUGAGAUACUUCGCCACAGUCAGUGGGUCUGCCAGUGAAGCCAAUGUUGAGGAGAAAGUCUUGGCUUCCAACCCCAUAAUGGAGUCUAUUGGAAAUGCCAAAACCACAAGGAAUGACAACAGUAGUCGCUUUGGGAAAUACAUUGAAAUUGGUUUUGAUAAGAGAUACCGAAUUAUUGGUGCUAACAUGAGAACUUACCUCUUGGAAAAAUCAAGAGUGGUAUUUCAGGCAGAAGAGGAGAGAAAUUACCACAUCUUCUACCAGCUCUGUGCCUCUGCAGCAUUACCUGAAUUUAAAACUCUACGAUUAGGUAAUGCAAAUUACUUUCACUAUACGAAGCAAGGUGGAAGCCCAGUGAUUGAUGGUAUUGAUGAUGCUAAGGAAAUGGUAAACACCAGGCAGGCCUGCACUUUGCUAGGGAUCAGUGAUUCCUACCAGAUGGGAAUUUUUCGAAUCCUUGCUGGUAUCCUUCACCUUGGAAACGUGGAAUUUGCAUCUCGGGAUGCUGACAGCUGCACUAUUCCUCCCAAACAUGAACCCCUCAGCAUCUUCUGUGACCUCAUGGGUGUGGAGUACGAAGAGAUGGCCCACUGGCUUUGCCAUCGGAAGCUCGCCACUGCCACUGAAACCUACAUCAAACCCAUUUCUAAACUUCAUGCCAUCAAUGCCAGAGAUGCACUUGCCAAACAUAUCUAUGCUAAUCUUUUUAACUGGAUUGUAGAUCAUGUGAACAAAGCCCUGCAUUCUGCUGUAAAACAGCAUUCAUUCAUUGGAGUGUUGGACAUUUAUGGAUUUGAGACAUUCGAGAUCAACAGCUUUGAGCAGUUCUGUAUCAACUAUGCCAAUGAAAAACUGCAGCAACAGUUCAAUAUGCAUGUCUUUAAGUUGGAACAGGAAGAAUAUAUGAAAGAACAAAUACCAUGGACCUUGAUUGAUUUCUAUGACAAUCAGCCUUGCAUUAACCUCAUAGAGGCCAAAAUGGGAAUUCUGGAUCUCCUAGAUGAGGAGUGUAAGAUGCCAAAAGGCUCAGAUGACACUUGGGCCCAAAAACUAUACAAUACUCACUUGAAUAAAUGUGCCCUUUUUGAAAAACCACGUUUGUCAAAUAAGGCUUUUAUCAUCCAGCACUUUGCUGACAAGGUGGAAUAUCAAUGCGAAGGCUUUUUGGAAAAGAAUAAGGACACAGUUUAUGAAGAACAAAUUAAGGUCCUAAAAUCAAGCAAGAAGUUUAAGCUGCUACCGGAGUUAUUCCAGGAGGAGGAGAAGGUCCUCAGUCCCACGUCUGCAGCCCCUUCGGGCCGGGUGCCGUUGUCUCGGACUGUUGUAAAACCAGCGAAGACCAGGCCGGGUCAAACCAGCAAGGAACAUAAGAAAACUGUGGGACAUCAGUUUCGAAACUCGCUCCAUCUGCUGAUGGAGACCCUCAAUGCUACAACUCCCCACUACGUGCGAUGUAUUAAGCCAAAUGACUUCAAGUUUCCAUUCACAUUUGAUGAAAAACGGGCGGUACAGCAGCUUCGGGCUUGCGGCGUCCUGGAAACCAUCCGAAUCAGCGCAGCUGGCUUCCCUUCAAGGUGGACAUACCAAGAGUUCUUCAGUCGUUACCGUGUUCUGAUGAAGCAGAAAGAUGUCCUUAGUGACAGAAAGCAGACAUGUAAAAAUGUCCUGGAGAAACUCAUUUUGGACAAGGAUAAGUACCAGUUUGGCAAGACAAAAAUAUUUUUCCGGGCUGGCCAGGUAGCCUAUCUAGAAAAAAUAAGGGCAGAUAAGUUGAGAGCUGCCUGUAUCCGCAUCCAAAAGACCAUCCGAGGCUGGCUGAUGCGGAAGAAGUACCUGCGUAUGAGGAAGGCUGCCAUCACCAUUCAGAGAUAUGUCAGAGGGUACCAAGCACGAUGCUAUGCCAAGUUCCUGCGGAGAACACGGGCUGCCAUCACCAUUCAGAAGUUCCAGCGCAUGUACGUGGUCCGCAAAAGAUACCAACGCAUGCGGGCGGCCACGAUUGCUCUGCAGUCUCUCUUAAGAGGUUACAUGGCCAGGAACAAAUACCAAAUGAUGCUUCGGGAGCACAAGUCUAUUAUUAUUCAGAAACAUGUCAGAGGCUGGCUGGCUCGAGUGCAUUACCAGAGGACCUUGAAGGCAAUUGUUUACUUGCAAUGCUGUUACCGGCGCAUGAUGGCCAAGAGGGAGCUAAAGAAACUAAAGAUAGAGGCCCGGUCUGUGGAACGCUACAAGAAGCUUCACAUUGGCUUGGAGAACAAGAUCAUGCAGCUGCAACGAAAAAUCGAUGAUCAGAACAAAGAGUACAAAUCUCUGCUGGAGAAGUUGAGUAGCCUGGAGAUCACGUACAAUACAGAGACAGAGAGGCUGCGGAGCGACGUGGAGCGGCUUCGGAUGAGCGAGGAGGAGGCCAAGAACGCGACCAACCGCGUGCUCAGCCUCCAGGAGGAGAUCACCAAGCUCCGCAAGGAGCUGCACCAAACUCAGACCGAGAAGAAGACCAUCGAGGAAUGGGCAGACAAAUACAAACACGAAACUGAGCAGCUUGUAUCAGAACUGAAAGAGCAGAACACAUUACUGAAAACCGAAAAGGAGGAGUUGAACCGUCGCAUCCAUGACCAGGCAAGGGAGAUAACAGAAACGAUGGAGAAGAAGCUAGUGGAGGAAACAAAACAGCUGGAGCUGGAUCUGAAUGAUGAAAGGUUACGGUAUCAGAACCUGCUGAAUGAGUUCAGCCGCUUAGAAGAGCGUUAUGAUGAUCUUAAGGAUGAAAUGAACUUAAUGGUGAACAUCCCCAAGCCUGGACACAAACGAACAGAUUCGACUCACAGUAGCAAUGAAUCUGAAUAUACUUUCAGCUCUGAGAUCACAGAGGCAGAAGACUUACCACUGAGGAUGGAGCAGGAACCAAGUGAGAAAAAGGCACCACUGGAUAUGUCUCUGUUCCUCAAGCUGCAGAAACGGGUUACAGAGCUGGAGCAAGAAAAGCAAUCCCUGCAGGAUGAACUGGACAGAAAGGAAGAACAGGCUCUACGCGCUAAAGCUAAGGAGGAGGAAAGGCCCCCAAUAAGAGGUGCAGAGUUGGAAUAUGAGUCGCUCAAGCGUCAAGAACUGGAAUCUGAGAAUAAAAAACUGAAGAAUGAGUUGAAUGAGCUGCAGAAGGCCCUCACAGAAACGCGGUCUCCAGAGGUAACUGCUCCUGGUGCCCCUGCAUAUCGGGUCCUGCUGGAUCAGCUGACUUCAGUGAGUGAAGAGCUUGAAGUGCGCAAGGAAGAAGUCCUCAUACUCAGGUCUCAGCUGGUUAGCCAGAAAGAAGCUAUUCAACCCAAGGAGGAUAAGAAUACCAUGACAGAUGCCACAAUCCUUUUGGAGGAUGUGCAAAAGAUGAAGGACAAAGGAGAAAUAGCACAGGCGUAUAUUGGAUUGAAGGAAACAAACAGGCUGCUGGAGUCUCAGCUUCAGUCACAGAAGAAGAGCCACGAGAAUGAACUGGAGUCGCUGCGAGGUGAGAUCCAGAGUCUGAAGGAAGAAAACAACCGGCAGCAGCAGCUCCUGGCGCAGAACCUGCAGCUGCCCCCAGAGGCCCGGAUCGAGGCCAGUCUGCAGCAUGAGAUCACCCGGCUCACUAAUGAAAACCUGGAUUUAAUGGAACAACUUGAAAAGCAAGACAAAACUGUUCGCAAGCUGAAGAAACAGUUGAAAGUAUUUGCUAAGAAGAUUGGUGAACUUGAAGUGGGUCAGAUGGAGAACAUAUCACCAGGACAAAUCAUUGACGAACCUAUUCGUCCAGUUAACAUUCCACGGAAGGAGAAGGACUUCCAAGGGAUGCUAGAAUAUAAGAAGGAGGAUGAGCAAAAACUUGUCAAGAAUCUUAUUUUAGAGCUGAAACCACGCGGUGUGGCUGUCAACUUGAUUCCAGGAUUACCAGCAUAUAUUUUGUUCAUGUGUGUACGCCACGCAGAUUACCUCAAUGAUGACCAAAAAGUGAGGUCACUGUUGACAUCCACUAUCAAUGGCAUCAAAAAAGUGUUAAAGAAAAGAGGUGAUGACUUUGAAACCGUGUCAUUCUGGCUAUCUAACACCUGCCGAUUUUUGCACUGUUUAAAGCAAUAUAGUGGAGAAGAGGGAUUCAUGAAGCAUAAUACACCUCGUCAGAAUGAACACUGCCUCACUAAUUUUGACUUGGCUGAAUACAGACAAGUGCUGAGUGACUUGGCUAUUCAGAUCUACCAACAACUUGUCAGAGUGUUGGAAAAUGUUCUGCAACCAAUGAUCGUUUCAGGAAUGCUGGAGCAUGAAACUAUCCAGGGUGUCUCGGGGGUGAAGCCAACCGGGCUGCGGAAGAGAACAUCCAGCAUUGCUGAUGAAGGGACCUACACUUUGGACUCUAUAAUUCGGCAGCUGAACUCUUUCCAUUCGGUGAUGUGCCAGCAUGGAAUGGAUCCAGAGCUAAUCAAGCAGGUUAUCAAGCAGAUGUUCUAUAUCAUUGGGGCUGUGACACUUAAUAAUCUUCUCCUGCGCAAGGACAUGUGCUCGUGGAGCAAAGGAAUGCAGAUAAGAUACAAUGUGAGUCAACUUGAAGAAUGGCUACGUGAUAAAAAUUUGAUGAAUAGUGGGGCUAAAGAAACACUGGAACCUCUCAUUCAGGCUGCACAGUUGUUGCAAGUGAAAAAGAAAACGGAUGAAGAUGCAGAAGCUAUUUGUUCAAUGUGCAAUGCUUUGACUACUGCCCAGAUUGUAAAAGUUCUGAAUUUGUAUACUCCUGUUAAUGAGUUUGAAGAAAGAGUCUUGGUAUCAUUUAUACGUACAAUACAGAUGCGUUUGAGAGACAGGAAGGACUCUCCUCAAUUGCUUAUGGAUGCUAAGCACAUCUUUCCUGUUACUUUUCCAUUUAAUCCAUCCUCUCUGGCAUUAGAAACCAUUCAGAUUCCAGCCAGCUUGGGCCUGGGCUUCAUCUCACGUGUCUAAUCCCAGGGAUUUGCUGUCAGUGAUAGAUGGCACUUCAGUUGCUCAGCAUCUUUAUCCAUUAAAACAUAGUGAGCCAUUAAAAAUAUUUUUUUUCUGAACAAACAGUAUGUAUUUGACUGCAUCUGUAGUAAAAGUAACUGGGAAACUACGUAACAGCACCACAGAUAGAAGGCUAAUAGAAAUAUGAGCAUUUGUGUAAAGUCAUUACAUUUAUGAAGACUUAAACAUUUUUGGAGUGUGGAAAUAGGAUUGGGCAAAAAUUGUGUCCUCAUCUGUCUAGAGACAUUUUUAGAUCUUUAGUAACAUAUUUAAAUAGUGUAAAUUAAACUCCAUGUGUAAUAGUCUUGUAGGCAGGGACCAAUAAAGGACAUCAUUGUCCUGAACUGGAAGACUUAAAAGUAAGGCAUUUUGUAGUAGAAUACACAGUCAUUUGGGAGCCUGUUACAUUUAAUUUGUAAAAACUGGGAUGGAGAAACAAGAACUGGCAAUAUAUAAAAUAAUUUCUUAAACCACUUCCUUAUUUAUGUCAGUUUGACAUAAGUUAUAGUGAUAAGUCUUAUAGCUUACUACAUGGUAUAACAUAGGUGGUCGUUUGUUAGUACUGUGGUUUAUCAAGCAUAUUAAAUCGCUGCUGCAUAUUGUGUUCUUUUUAAUGUAUGACAGUAUCAUGUUAGGCACUAAAAAUGAGAUAUGUCACUUUUUGUUGUCAGCCUUGUUUACAGUUCAACACAGUCUCUUACUUUAACUGGAUCUUUGCAAAUGUUAUCAAGUAUCACCUGUAAAGGAAAAUGGUAACUAAGCACAAGUAGCACACUGGAAGUUACAUGUUUAGGGUUUUAUUUUUUUCUUUUUAAAGUAGUUAUCUGAAAAUACAGUAUGCUGAA
Tinamus guttatus (white-throated tinamou) is the source of this 6398-nucleotide messenger RNA. Lineage: Eukaryota; Metazoa; Chordata; Aves; Tinamiformes; Tinamidae. The record is from RefSeq and is a predicted model, not a curated record.